UAAUUAAUAUUAAUAUUAUAAAUAUGGUACGAAGAUGCGAAGUUUUUGGCUGCCCUGUUAGACAAAGUCAGGGGUUACGAUUAUUUUACUUUCCAAAAUGUGAAAAACAACGUUUAUCUUGGCUAUCUUGGAUAAGAGUCAAACGACCUGGAUGGAUCCUUAAAACGAAUAGUCGUAUAUGUGAAUUGCACUUUGCUUUAAAUUAUUAUGAGAAGCGACAGGAUGGCAAGAAAAUAUUAAAAAAUACAGUUAUACCCAGUUUACAACAAGAGUCAUUAGAAAAUCAGUCAUUUGAAAAUCCAGAGCUACAAAGAGAAACAUUAAAAUACAUGGAAAAUGCAGAGCAUUUAAAGACAUCAUUGGAAGGAUUUCAAACUUCUAAAACUAAAGCUUAUUUAUCGGAUAUUACUAAUGUUUUUCAUGCGAAAAAAUCAAUCGUUUUACAUGAUUCAGAUUGUUCAACAUCUGUUUUAUCAAAGAAAUUGCUAUCUCAAAUGUCUUCUGUUAGAGACUCUACAGUAGAUAAAGGAAUUACUGAACCAUCUGAAUCAAGUAAUAAUAUUUCUUUGAGCCAUCCUGAUUAUUCUUUUUUAAAUGACUCUAUACCAAUAGAAGUUACACAGCCAUUCUUAUUUUGUCCAGUUAACAAAUCUGAUAUUAUAAAACAUGACGAAAGUUUUAUACAAUCUAAUCUAACAGAAAAUGUCAAUACUCAAACAAAUAUAUUUGAAUACAAUAAUGUCAAUACUCAAACUAUUACAUUUGAACGUCAUAAUAUCAGCACUCAAACAAAUAUAUUUGAAUAUAAUAAUGUCAGUACUCAAACUAAUACAUUUGAACAUCAUAAUAUCAGCACUCAAACAGAUACGUUUGAUAUCAGUAUUCAAACAAAUAAAUUUGAAUAUAACAAUAUUUCUGUUGAUAAUUUUGUAACAAUCGUUGAGGCAUUAAAGAAAGAGAUAGCUAAGAAACAGAAGAGAAUUGAAAGCCUUGAAAAGCAGCAUAAUAUUAUUAAAAAAACUAGUAAUAAAGUUUAUAAAAUGUAUUCUGACAUUAAACACAAGUAUGCAGCUCAUUACAAACAAGUAAAACGCUUGAAAGAAAAUAAAAACAAGAUUUAUGGUAUUCUUGACAAGAAGUUGCAUCCAGAUCAAAUAGAAGCUUUAAAUAGAAAAUCAAAUAAUGGAUUAAAAUGGAGCUUUGUUACUAUAAAAGAUGCUCUUGUUUUUAAAAUGAAAUGGGGAACACAAGGUUACAUCAAUUUUGUUAAGCGUCUUCCUAUUUAUCCUAGCAUUCGGACAUUGCAAAGACAAUUAUUUCAUUUAAAAUUUAAUAGCGGUAUUCUACUAGAAGUGUUUGACAUGAUGAAGACUGAAGUACCUUGUAUGACCACAGAAGAAAGAGAAUGUGUAAUGGUACUUGAUGAAAUGUCAAUAAAACCUGGCGAAGUGUUUGAUCCAUCAAUACAAAGAAUGAUUGGAUACUGCACUUUUCCUGCACACUCAGGAAUUGCAACAAAAGUUUUAGUUAUUUUAUUAGCAGGAAUUUCUCGUAGAUGGAAGAUUACUGUUGCUUAUUAUUUUACUGGUACGGCAGAUUUCGAAUGCAAAAUAGAAGAUGUAAAUGCUACAGGAAAUGCAUUGAAAACAAUCAUUCUCACUUUAAUUGAAAAAGCAGAAAAUAUUGAUCUGCGUGUUAACUCAGUGAUCAGCGAUAUGGGCAGUGACAACAAAGCCAUGUGGAAUGCAUUCGGAGUUGGUUGUACCAAAGAAUACGUAAAAACAAGCAUUAUACACCCUGUUAGACCAGCAAAUAGAUUAUAUUUUAUUCCUGAUCCAGUACAUUUGUUUAAGAAUAUUAAACAUAUGUUGGAAAAUAAUAAAAGUAUUCGUUUUCCUGCAGAUAUCUGUGCCGCGAAUAAUUUAUCUAAUUCUUUAGUAGAUAUUCAACAUAUUGAAACAUUACUGCAUCAUGAAAACAAGCAUGAAUUGAAAAUAGCUUAUAAACUCAAAGAUACUAAUUUACACUGCAAAAAUCAAUAUAACAAGAUGAAAGUGUCUACUGCUAGUUCAGUUUUAAAUAAAAGAACAGAAACAGCGUUAAAAACUUAUGCCAAUUAUACAAGUGAUAAUUCAUUUAAAACUACAACUUUUUUUAUUAAUCUUGUGGAUCGUUGGUUUAACAUCAUGACAAAUAGAUCUCGUAUCUUUGCUCUCAGUAAAUCCAAUAUUAAAAUGUAUAAUGAUGUUAUUGCUCAUCUAAGGAAAAUUCAGCAAAUAUUUCGUUCCAUGUUAAUAGGGAAAAAAGGACACUGGAAGCCAGUACAAUCUGGAGUAAUAAUGGCAAUAGAAAGCAUUAUCGAAUUGCAACAAUAUUUUUUAAAUGAAAAGGGGUAUAAAUUUUUUUUAACAGGCCGUUUCACUCAAGAUUGCCUCGAAAAUCUAUUUUCUCUCUUAAGAUUUAGACAACCUAUUCCAAACCCUCUUCUUGUUAAGCAAAAUUUAAAAGUUAUUACAAUCACUCAAGUUUGCUCAUGCUCUAAAAUUACAAGUUAUAAUGAUGAUGAGAAAGAUGAUAAUGUUGAACAAGUAAAGUUAGAUUUCUUGAAAACGUCACAAGAAAUAGCAGCAGCUAGACAAAAAGCAGAAGAAGUAGAUGUUUUCAUGGAAGGUGUUGCCAUUAAUAUUCCAGAAUUACAAGAUAGUCACAUGAAUUUAAUUGAUUCUUGAGAAUGGCCCAUUAUAUAUGAUAUUGCUGGAGCAGUUGUACAUUCCGUUAAAAAUAGCAUGAAAAUAUGUGAUACAUGUUACAAAUCCGUUCUGUGGCAAGGCAUGGAUUCUCAUUCAUUUUCGAUUGUUGUAGAUUUUCGAAGUUAUACAGAUAAUAGCUUGUGCAAGGUAUCAGAUUCUUGUUUUAAAGCUAUCAUGAAAGCUGAAAUUACAUUUCGAGAACUGAGAGACUCAUUUGAAAAAAUAGAAAAGAUUAAAAUUAUUGACUAUCUUGUUGAGAAGUUACUAUAUGUUUGGGAAGUCAAUAUUCCACAAUGUCACAAUAUUACUGUAAAGAUUUUGACUAAGUUUCUUCGCAUGCGAUUUAGAAUGUUUAAUCUCCAACGUAAAGAAUGCAUGGAGAAGGAAAAUAAAAGCCGCACACACAGUAGCAAGACAAUGGAUAUGCAUAUGAUUGUUGAAAAUCUUUAAAAGUUUAUUUCUUUUCUUUUGUGUUUUGAUUGAAAAUUAAGACACAAAGGGAAAGAAAAUCCAAAUAGAUGUGUGUUAUAUCAAAAGUAUAAAUUAAUUCUUACCUGUGAUUCUACAUAUGUGAUAUUAUGAGAUUUAAGAAUGAAACAUUUUUUUGUUUAUCUAAUAUUAUAUAAAUUCUAAAUAUUAUGUAAUGUUAUGAAAUUUAUGAGUUAAAAUUUUUUUGUUUAUGUAAUGCUACAUAAUAUAUAUUA
Solenopsis invicta (red fire ant) is the source of this 3454-nucleotide messenger RNA. RefSeq lists its product as uncharacterized. Lineage: Eukaryota; Metazoa; Arthropoda; Insecta; Hymenoptera; Formicidae. The coding region runs from base 24 to 2729 and encodes 901 amino acids. Gene Ontology annotation, molecular function: sequence-specific DNA binding. The record is from RefSeq and is a predicted model, not a curated record. The transcript has 2 exons.